Messenger RNA from Meyerozyma guilliermondii ATCC 6260, 714 nucleotides. RefSeq lists its product as uncharacterized. The transcript has a single exon. The record is from RefSeq and is a predicted model, not a curated record. Lineage: Eukaryota; Fungi; Ascomycota; Pichiomycetes; Serinales; Debaryomycetaceae. The coding region runs from base 1 to 714 and encodes 237 amino acids.
AUGACCCAAACAACAUGUCAGAAUAUCAGCCAGCUACCUCUACCCAAAGCGAUAGGCGAUAAAAAACCCGAGUUCGAGCUUCCAAUGUUCCUUCUAGCAGCGUACCGGAGAAAGGGCGGACACACAAGGGAACCUGGGUACUUGGUGUUCACGGAUCUAACCCCCAACAGGAAUACUACGGUAGCUGGAGGAAUAUUAAAGUCAGAUAAAGUACCUACUGAAUUUCGCAUCAUAGACGGCAUGAUGGAUGGUUUUUUAAAUAUAGACGAAGUAUUCACCGUCAAUGUUCUGUGUGCAAAGUUUCCGAAAGUGGUUGGUCUUCUUCAGCAGAAGGCUCCUCAAAUCAUUGACCAGUACGACUUCCAUGACAAAGACAAAUGCAAUAUGACACUGGAGGGAUUGGUGGCUCUAGUAAAAUUCACCCUCAAAAAAUACGACGGGUACAUAGAAGCGACCUAUACAAGUAUCAGGAUCAUUGACCUGGAAAAUGCCCCACUUUGGUUUCCUCAAGGCGACCUCAGACUACAAGAGCUCUUGAACAGAUUCAAUACUAGGUCCUAUAUUGGUGUGGUUGAGAAACUAAAGGAGAAUUUGGACAUGAAGCCUACGAGUUUGCGAAGGCAAGUCAAGACGGAAAAAGUGCUGCCUGAAACGCCAAAGAUCGACGGCCCGGAAGUGCUGGGAAGCCGCAGCUUUUGUUCGGUCAAAAUGUAA